UCGUUGAUAAAAUCACCCACACGCGGGAGGGCCUGGGCCUCGCCCUCCGACCCCCCCCCCUCCGCGCAAACACGGGCGGAUAGCGGCCAGCCGGCGUCCGACCUAAUUCCCAUCCGUUACUCAUCAAGAACGCACACGAAAAAGGAAGAACGAGAAGAGAAGGUGGUCUCCUCCAGUCCUCCUCCUCCUCCGAACUGCUUCCUUUUCUGCCCACCGCCUGUUGCCUACUGCUAUUGAUCUAAUUAAAUUGAUGGCCGAUGCUCUCUUCCUAAGUUAUUAUCUCCUCCUCCCUACUCGCUCCCCACUCUUAUCCCCUUUCCGCUGCUCCAACCCCCCGAGAUUAAGAAGACGGCCUCCGCAGAACCCUCUCUUGGGUUCUGCCGUUGCUACUGCUCUCGCCCACCGGCCGAAGCGGUUUUCUCACCUUAAGGUGCAUGCAGUGGUUUCUGACAACAACGAACCAAAGUGGUGGGAAAAAAACGCAGGGCCGAAUAUGAUUGAUAUCCAUUCCACGCAAGAUUUUCUGGACGCAUUAAGCCAGGCCGGCGAUAGGCUUGUUAUUGUUGAAUUUUAUGGCACUUGGUGUGGUUCUUGCCGAGCCCUAUACCCGAAGCUUUGUAAGACAGCUGAAGAGAACCCUGAUAUUUUAUUCUUAAAAGUAAACUUUGAUGAAAACAAGCCAAUGUGCAAAAGAUUGAACGUCAGGGUGCUUCCUUACUUUCAUUUCUAUCGUGGUGCUGAUGGACGAUUGGAGUCUUUUUCUUGUUCCUUAGCCAAG
Molecule: messenger RNA, 778 nt
Organism: Elaeis guineensis (African oil palm)
Lineage: Eukaryota; Viridiplantae; Streptophyta; Magnoliopsida; Arecales; Arecaceae
Source: RefSeq, a predicted model, not a curated record